Dermacentor albipictus is the source of this 1379-nucleotide messenger RNA. The record is from RefSeq and is a predicted model, not a curated record. Lineage: Eukaryota; Metazoa; Arthropoda; Arachnida; Ixodida; Ixodidae.
CCAUUUGAUUUCCGCGAGUUCUCUGCGUUUGAACGUUGCUUUCGUCGCGAUAGCGAGCGACGUAGACUGUACCGAUAUCGCGGCUUCCUUCGCUCUUGGCAGCCAUUUUGCCCUUUGUCGGUGCAUGUGGCUGCAUGCAAUGGCGCCCACCUGUUUUCGUGAAUAGCAUACGCUUCUGACGUCAGACCGCAACUAGCGUCGCUUUUUCGAAGGGACCACUGAGUUACUGAAAUAUGUAGCUUUCAGUUUCAAGUACUGUAGAUGCUGCUUGCUCGUGUAGGACAUUCCCGUGGCUGGCGAUUUUCGAACAACGCGUGGGACGGACAGUCGGGCCAAGGUGUGCUUCCUGGCACACGAGGACUUCCUCGUGGCUCGUGGUUCGAACAACAGGGGGGGACGAACAGCCGGGCCAAGUUCCGCUUCCCAAAAUAUAAGUACACGCAUCGUUCGGGCAAAGGCGAUGCUGGACUUUCAGGCGUCAUCACUGGGUCAAGCGUGGGAGGCAUCACGGUGGCCUACUAUUUGUGUCAGGCCAGCAAGCGGUCCGGUGUCUUGCUGCCUGCCCUGCGGAACUGGUGGUCAGGCCUUCUAGCACCAUGGGGCUGGCAGGCUGCCCUGCGGAUCUGGUGGCCAGCUUUUCUUGCAGCCUGGUGCGAAGACGGACAGCCGGGCCAAGUUCCGCUUCCUAGCAGGCGAGCCUGACCUGCGGACUCGUUCGGCCAGCUGUCCUGGCGACCUGGUAUGUUGCUUCCAGCCGGCAGAGACUACUGCUGGCCUUUCGUGGUUCCUCACCGGGUCAAGCACUGGAGACAGCAUGGUGGCCGACUAUGUGAAUCCGACCAGCAGGGCGAGCGCACCGAAGACGGGACCUGUUGCAGCACAAUCUUUCCAUUGCCUUUCGCUCUGCCAAGCCUACCGGUGUCUUCCUGCAUCACCUGCGGAACUGGUGGCCAGACCUAGCACGAUGGCGCCUGGCAGCCUCCACUGCGGAUCUGGAGGCCAGCUGAUCUUGCGACCUGGUCGCAAGAUCGCAGGACCUGCGCCUCACCCCUGAAUGCUGGCCCAGCUGACCUGGUCUUCAGCUGUUCUACCUGCGUGGUGUCUUGCUGCGCGCCCCGUAGAACUGGUGGCCAGCUGUUCCUGUGGCCUCCUCGGCUGCUGAUCAGGAGAUCGCGCAUGCGUUAAGUAAUCGCAGAGCUCCUUGCCCCAGGAGACAAGGGCCUUUCUUUCUACAACUGAACAUUAUUAGGUACAACAUGCACCUGAGUUUUAGGCAAGUAAGAGCAGAUCGAAUCACUGACUAUACAUACUUAGGUAUUCACAGACAUAAAACCACUAUGACAUGCAGUCUUCCUAUAAUGUCGCCCACCUACAUUGCU